CUCUCUGCUCUCAGCUCUCCUUUCCCUCUUACUUUGCCUAUUCUUUCCCUCCUUUCCCCUCUUCCCCUCUUCCCCUCUACCCCUCCUUCUCUCCUCUAUCCCUACUCUUCCUUCAUUUCUCAUUCUCUUCUCUCUUCUGCUCUUCUCGAGCUCCUCUCCCUCUUCUCCCUCUUCUCCCUCCUGUUCUCCAUCCUUCUCUAUGCACUACCCACCUUCUCCUCGAUUCUCCUUCUUACGCUGACAUUUACUCCGGCAAAUGGCCGAUUUAACGCUCUCUCUCGCUUCUCACACUAUGUGUACUCCCUUUCUACCUCAUUGGAGCUACCUGGUAAUCCACUCGGUCGCCACAGCCUCGGUUGCCUCUGGUCGUUAAUGCCUCUUCAGUGCUAUGCGGACAUCCGGUACGUUGACUUGCCACCUUUGUUUCAUUUACCACUUGGUGCUUUGCGACCAUCCGCCAGGCGGACUCAUACUUCACUAACAAUAUCCAGGAGAGAGGAUCAGGGCAUCCUAGCGCACAUUUCAUGUCAAAAGCUGGUAUAA
Protopolystoma xenopodis is the source of this 543-nucleotide messenger RNA. The record is from the annotation of a GenBank genome assembly. NCBI's taxonomy places the organism in Eukaryota, Metazoa, Platyhelminthes, Monogenea, Polystomatidea, Polystomatidae.